GUAGCUGGGAUUACAGGCAUGUGCCACCAUGCCUGGCUAAUUUUGUAUUUUUAGUAGAGACAGGGUUUCUCCAUGUUGGUCAGGCUGGUCUCGAACUUCUGACUUCAGGUAAUCCACCUGCCUCAGCCUCCCAAAGUGCUGGGAUUACAGGUGUGAGCCACCACACCUGGCCAAGGCAAUCGUAUUAAUAGCUCACUGCAGCCUCAAACUCCUGGGCUCAAGUGAUCCUACCGCCUUAGUAGCUAUGACUGUAGGUACACACCACUACACCCUACUAAUUUUUGUGUUUUUUGUAGAGAUGAAGUUUUCUAUGUUGCCUAGGCUGGUCUCAAACUUCUGGCCUAAAGUGAUCUUCCCACCUUGGCCUCCUAAAGUGCUAGGAUUACAAGUGUGAGCUACCUCACCUUGCUGGGAUUGGAGAUCUUUUAAGUGUUUAGACUCACUGUUGGACUUUUCCUAGCCACAUUGCUUUAAAGAUUUUAUCUGUUACUCCUGUGAUUUCAAGUACUUUUUUUAUGUCUAAAACUCUUCAGGCCACACCUCUCUCCUCUCUUUCAGCUAUGUAUGCCCUGUUCUACUUUCUGUUUAGAUAUUUGAGACUAAAGAUAACUUACUCCUUUCCAGACCAGUGUAACCACUGUCACUAAAGGUCACUGUCGUCACCCAAAACUGGCUAAUUAUCCUUGAUAUCUCCCUCUCUCACCCCUCCCACCAAUAUUCAUUCAUUCUGGUUGAUCCUUUCUCUUAAUUCAGUCCCCAUACUGGACUACUGAAAUAGCCUCACAAGGGAUCUUCAAGCCUUCACCUUGCCCUCCCACUCCCCACCACUAUGCAUAUUAUCUGUUGCUGUAGACAGAGGAAUGUGUUUCCUUAAAACAGUGGAUCUAACCAUGUCAUGUAUUCUAUCAAACUUUUUCAAAUCCUUAUUAUGGCUUUCUCUUCACUUUAGGAUAAAGUCAUUAAAAUGUUUUUUAGGGUUCUGUUUGAACUGGCUUGCCUCAGGCUUUAUGUCUCAUUUCUGGUGUUUAAUACUUGGGCAUUACUAUGUCUCCUUUAUUCCUCCAAAGUACUGAGCUUGAUUCCUUUUGUAUGUUCAUUUUGUCUCUCUUUUCCCUUUCACACGUCUAAAGGGGACCCAGACUAUAUUAGGUCCCCUCUGCUUUACAUUCUGUAGCACCCCAUACUUGCAGUUUUGUAACUCCCAUAUUUGAAAUGAUUCAUUUAAUGUCUUUGUCCAGCUAUGACACAAGUUGGAGCCAGAUAGGGGGUCUGGCUUCUUUUUCCAGCGUCUAGCACUGAUUAGUCACCCAAAUGCCACUCUGCUUGCAUGAGUCUCUGAGUCUCUGUAGGAUUGUAUAGUAGCUUACUGGUCCCUUUAUGUUCUUCCCGUGAAUGAGAAUCAGGAAAACCAGGUAGGAUCAUCUUCUUCUCCUUUUUUUUUUUUUUUUUUUUUUUUGAGAUGGAGUCUUGCUCUGUCGCCCAGGCUGGAGUGCGAUGGCGCAAUCUCGGCUUACUACAAUGUCUGCUUCCUGGGUUCAAGUGAUUCUCCCGCUUCAUUCUCCUGAGUAGCUGGGAUUACAGGCACCUACCAUCAUGCCCAACUAAUUUUUGUAUUCUUAUAGAGACAGGGUUUUGCCAUGUUGGCCAGGCUGGUCUCAAACUCCUGACCUCAGGUGAUCCACCUGCCUCGGCCUCCCAAAGUGCUGGGAUUACAGGUGUAAGCCACUGCUCCCGGCCAAGGAUCUUCUUAAACCUUUAAAACUCAAUGCAGAGAAGCACAGACUUCACUGAGAAGUCCACAAGACCAAGCUUUUUAUGUACUUGAGCAGACUUAUUUUAUUCCUUCAUGUCUUCCAAGUUCUUGACUCUGGUAAAAUCAUAUCUGGAUCUUCCCUUUUUCCUUGAAUAAUGCUGCCAGUUCUGCUUCUCACUUCAAGGUUAAAUGGAGAGAGAUUUUUGAAUGAACAGUUUUGGUAUUGACAUUUUUAAAAAGCAGAAUUUACAGAAACUGGUAUUUUUGCAACUUUUUUGUAAGUCAAAACUUAUUUCACAGUUAAAUUUAUUUCUGUUUCUUUUUAACUGCAGCCUAUCCUCUGACACUGAGCUAUACCUGAAGAAAAACUGUUUAAUUGAUAUGACAUCUUGAAGAAGGGACAAUUAGUGUGUCUCUAGUUUGUAUCAAGUAGAUAGCAUUCCCUAACACUAUCUCAGCUCUUUGGCAUUUGGUAGAAGUGGGUAAAUCAGACUUACUGCACAAGCUUUGCUAUGAGGACAUUUUGCUAUACAACUUUUAACUAUAUUAACUGGCUUUUCAUAUAGAUUAUUGUAUGAUGGCCAGAGUGUACUAAUUGAUGUGCAUAUUCCUAUUCAUUUAAUCUUUAUCAUUAUAAAAAGGUAAUGAACAACAUUCUGAUUUACUUAUCAAGUGCUUAAAUAUUUGAUAGUAUGUUAGUCUGAUGUUACCACUUCUUGAACAGCUAACAAAUGGGGUGUGAACCUAGGAGGCUACAAGCCAAUGCUGAUUUUUGUGGAUGCUUCCACAUUGUUAUCCUGAGAGUUAUUGUGUGUGUUAUUAGAUAGUGUCCCUAGGCAACAGAUCUUUGUUUUUGUUCUGUUUACUGGGACAGUAAUAUUCCCUCCCUCCCUGCACAUUUUUUCCCCAUGAGCAGGGCGCCCAGUUUUCCAGACCUGAAGUGUUUUCCAGUCAAAGCGAAGAGACGAUCUGUGGAUGCUGAAUAUGCAAGGAGCUGAAGAGAGAGACAUUAGAAGAGAGACUUGUCCAGGCUGGGUAAACAAGAACAAGCCUGCUCCAGAGCAGGAUGUCUGUAAAAUUGACUCAUCAGGGAUAGCAGGAAAGAGGUUCCAAGAGGAUGAAUACCAAGAUUCUACAUUUGAAGAAAAAUAUGCAUGUGAGGGCAUGAAGGAAAAGUCUCCUAGGGAGAUUGCUGAAUCAUGCCUUUUCCAGGAAGGCGGUUUUGGGGGAAUAACUUUCAUCCACAAAGAAGCACACCCUGAAAUUAUUAGUCAAGGAUAUAAUUUUGAGAAAAGCUUGCUUUUGACCUCAAGCCUUGUUACACGUCUCAGGGUUUCUACAGAAGAGAGUCUGCAUCAGUGGGAAACAAGUAAUAUACAAACCAAUGAUAUUUCAGACCAAAGUAAAUGUCCAACUCUCUGCACACAGAAAAAAUCUUGGAAGUGUAAUGAAUGUGGAAAAACCUUUACUCAGAGCUCAUCCCUUACCCAACAUCAGAGAACUCAUACUGGAGAGAGACCCUACGCAUGUGAGGAAUGUGGGAAAGCCUUUAGUCGUAGUUCAUUCCUUGUUCAACAUCAAAGAAUUCACACUGGAUUGAAACCAUAUGGAUGUGAGCAGUGUGGGAAAACAUUUCGAUGUCGAUCGUUUCUUACUCAGCAUCAAAGAAUUCACACUGGAGAGAAACCUUAUAAAUGCAAUGAAUGUGGGAAUUCCUUCCGCAAUCACUCACAUCUCAUUGAACACCAGAGAAUUCACACUGGAGAGAAACCUUAUAAAUGUAAUAGAUGUGGGAAGGCAUUCAAUCAGAAUACACACCUUAUUCAUCAUCAGAGAAUUCACACUGGUGAGAAGCCUUACAUAUGCAGUGAAUGUGGCUCUUCUUUUCGAAAACACUCAAAUCUUACACAACAUCAGAGAAUUCACACUGGGGAAAAACCCCAUAAAUGUGAUGAAUGUGGGAAAACUUUCCAAACAAAGGCAAACCUCUCUCAGCAUCAGAGAAUUCAUACUGGAGAGAAACCCUACAAAUGUAAAGAAUGUGGCAAAGCCUUUUGUCAGAGCCCAUCUCUUAUUAAACACCAGCGAAUUCAUACUGGAGAAAAACCAUAUAAGUGUAAGGAAUGUGGCAAAGCGUUUACUCAGAGCACCCCACUCACUAAACAUCAGAGAAUACACACAGGGGAGAGACCCUACAAAUGCAGUGAAUGUGGUAAAGCCUUCAUUCAGAGCAUUUGCCUUAUUCGGCAUCAGAGAAGUCACACUGGAGAAAAACCCUAUAAAUGCAAUGAAUGUGGAAAGGGCUUUAAUCAGAACACCUGCCUCACUCAGCAUAUGAGAAUUCAUACUGGAGAGAAGCCCUAUAAAUGUAAAGAAUGUGGGAAAGCCUUUGCUCAUAGCUCAUCUCUUACUGAACAUCAUAGAACUCACACUGGUGAGAAGCUCUAUAAAUGUAGUGAGUGUGAGAAAACCUUCCGCAAGUAUGCACACCUUAGUGAACAUUACAGAAUUCACACUGGUGAGAAGCCUUAUGAGUGCAUUGAGUGUGGAAAGUUCUUCAGACAUAGUUCAGUCCUUUUCAGACAUCAGAAACUUCACAGUGGUGACUAAUGCUGCCAUUUAGGUUAUGACAGUUUCUCUAGUGAGGAUGACUACGAAUCUGACUGGGAGUAGAGGGGCAGAUAGAGUUCCUGGAGGGAAGGAUGAAGGAGCUUUGGCUACUGUACUCAGAGGAAUGUUUCCAGAAAUGGAGGUGGGAGCUUAGGGAAUGCAGAGCCUACUUGAGGUGGGCAUCUGGGAAUACAGGGUAGAAAGAAAUUCCUGCUUUUGAGAUAAAGCCUACACAUUGCCACUGUCUCCCCGUGUGACUCUUACAGCUUGAGGAGGCAUUUGUUAAGUUAGCAUUUCUGUUCACUUUACUACACCCUGUCCCAUCUUCUGACUUGUCACCCAUUUUCGUUGGCUGGCAGAUUGAGAUGUUUGUCUUAAACACUGCCUGUCAAUGUGAAGUGGCACAGUUCUGAUGUAGUGCUAAGUCUAAGAAGCCUCCAGAUUUGAGGUAGCCCUGACCAUGCUACCAUGGGGGAGGCUCCCAACCUGUGGAAGUCGUCCUGUGAAAAGGAGACAGAAACAAGAGCCAAAAAAAAAAAAAAUCCAUACCCAUUCAUUAAAAAAAUAAGGAGAUAUAAAGCAACAACUGGGCUGACCUCUAUAGAUCUGCCAGUAAAGAAGGUCUUUCUUUCAUUAUCAGGGUGAAGGUCUUUCCUGAUUCUUCCAAGCUUUGAGGUGACUCAGAGCUAAGAAUGAAACGGGAGACCAAGUUAGAAUUCAUGAUGUUGGUUUAUGGGAAGGCAGUCAUACCUGUUCAGAGAACCAGGAAGACUCAAUAUCUAUCUCAGAGGAAUAAUGGUUACCUAGGAAAGAAAUGGUCUGCUAGAGUGAUAAGACUCAGAACAGAAGUCUGCAUGUGACUGAGCAAGUCACCUACAUAACCCUGCCUGUACUAAGGUGUACACCUGUCUAUUGGAAGUUUGCCUAGGCUGUUGGUGUAUAGAGACCAGAGGGGAGAGACCCACUAGGACUAACAGUGUCCUAACAAAAUGAUACUUAGUUUGUUGGUCUUUAGGAGAAAGCAUUAGUGAUGAAAGAAGAAAGAAUUUUCAGUUGGUUGGACAUUGGGGCCACUUAAAGUAUUGACAUUUGUCAUGGAAUGACUUUGGAAAGACUUCUAAAAGAAUCUUUUUCAAAUCCCUGAAAAUCAGGAUAGCACAUUUUGCUACUGACUGUGACAGUACUUUAUUCUUUUGAGAGAAAUGACAUAGUUUUCCCUUUAUUUGCCAAAUUCCUUUCAUGUUCUUAACUGCUACCCAGAAAUUGAGCUCCAGAAGAUUGAGGAUAGCCUUUGAUUUGUAUUUAAAAUAAUUUCUAAGCUGUGAAGCUUAUAGCAUUUUUAAAGUAUGGCUAUUAAAAACACUAAAUUAAGUUGAUUCUGGAAUACUUUGUUAUUUGGAACUCAUCGAUUUUUUUUUUUUUUUUUUUUCUAGAGCAGUUGCCUUGUAGGGAUAGGUUUGGGCCAUGAAUUACCAUUAAUGGGAAUAUGGUAUAAAUAUAUAUCUUUUUCACUUUCUAUGAAGAUUAUAUUCUUAAAACCUACCACCAGUGAAGUCAUAAUUGAGAAGAUUAAUACAUUAUGGGUAAAAAUAAUGCUGUAAAAGCUUUCUAAAUAUGUUUGUGAAAAUAUUAUUUUACCAAAAGCAAAAAUGUAUUUAUACCUCCUAGAUAAAAACUGCAUAAUUACUGGCACA
Molecule: messenger RNA, 6057 nt
Organism: Symphalangus syndactylus (siamang)
Lineage: Eukaryota; Metazoa; Chordata; Mammalia; Primates; Hylobatidae
Gene: ZNF502
Product: zinc finger protein 502
Biological process (GO): regulation of immune system process; negative regulation of transcription by RNA polymerase II; regulation of cytokine production
Cellular component (GO): nucleoplasm
Molecular function (GO): RNA polymerase II cis-regulatory region sequence-specific DNA binding; DNA-binding transcription repressor activity, RNA polymerase II-specific
Source: RefSeq, a predicted model, not a curated record